CUAUGUUUUGUUUAAUGUGUCAAAUUGAUUGCGCCUCGCAACCAGCGAUUUGCCAAAGAUGCGGACGAUGGCUAUGGUUGUCCUGUUGGCGCUGGUCUUUAUGUGUGGUGUGGUGUGGCAUUUGGUGACUGAAAGGGAGGAAUUGAUGGAAAAACUGCAAGAAAUGACCGCCUUGAUGUCGGAGGUCCGAGAGAAGUUGGAGAAGUCGGAGGUGAAUCCGGCUCCGCAGGCUCCGGAAACGGCGGCGAAGGAUAUGGAAGUUGAGACUGUGCAAAAGCAGAAGGCAGAGAAGGCAGAGGCCAAGCAACCAGAACAGAGCUGUAAGAGGUUGCAGGAGGACUUUGAUCUCUUUGGCAACGGAUGGAGUGAGGAUGUGGAAGUCUUCCGCAAGGCCCUGGCCGCGGCGGAGCUCCAGUUCAGUGGUGGCAUCGUGCGGAACGUGAAAUGCGCUCAUGGGCACACCUGCAUGGGGAGUGAUCGCAUGUCAGGGAAGAAACACGACUAUAGCACUUGCUAUGUCAAAUUUCUGAAUAAGUGGAGGAAAAUUGUGGAGCAGUCCCCAGAGGCCUUUGUGCCCCUGUUGGUGGCGGAAAUUGGGAUCCUGAAGGGAUCGGGCUUGGCAAUUUGGUCGGACAUCUUUGGUUGCGAUGCUCGGAUCCACGGAUUUGACAUGGUGUUGGACAAUACCAAGGCCAACAUGGAUUACAUGAAACGCCAUGGUGCCUUUGUAAAGAACAACCUGGAGCUACACACCAUCAAUCAGAUGAAUGAUAACACUGCAAUUGUGGAAGCAAUCGCUGCUGGUAAAAGGUUCUCCUUUGUGGUGGAUGAUGGUUAUCAUACCAUGAAGUCCAUUUGGCUGACCUUUGACUCCUUCCGACCUUCGCUGCACCAAUCGGCCUUCCUCUACGUGGUGGAAGACAUCAGUCUGGAUGAGCUUGACGCUGUCAAGAAGUUGUUCAAAGACUAUCACGUCGACGAGUGCUCGGCCGACCAGCGUAUCAUUGCGGUCACGCCGAAGACGCCGAAGACGGGGACUUAGACGCCGA
Messenger RNA from Durusdinium trenchii, 1049 nucleotides. The record is from the annotation of a GenBank genome assembly. Lineage: Eukaryota; Dinophyceae; Suessiales; Symbiodiniaceae.